AUGCUCUCCCUCAACACCAAGGGCUUGCUUAACGGCAGGGUAAGAGGCCGAAGCCUCACAAUUAUGGUGUGCUUCGCAGCUUCCAGUGGAUUCUUCCUCUUAGGCUAUGACCAGGGAGUUAUGAGUGGAACAAUCACUGAACCGAUAUUUCUCCAUAUCUUUCCCGGCAUGGAGCCCAAGAACAAGUCAGGCGCAAUACAAGCUCUUGUCGUGGCUAUCUACGAGAUCGGCUGCCUCAUCGGCGCCGGUGGUAUCAUAGCCUUUGGUGACAAAAUCAGGCGUCGUGCUUGGCUCGGUACUGAAUACUUCAUCGCAGCGUGCGUUACCCUACUUGUUGUCGAUCGCUUUGGACGCCGCAAUCUGAUGAUGGAAAACCUAAGAAUUUCGCUACAGUCAGUGAGUUUUCAUACCGGAACAUGA
Molecule: messenger RNA, 420 nt
Organism: Paraphaeosphaeria sporulosa
Lineage: Eukaryota; Fungi; Ascomycota; Dothideomycetes; Pleosporales; Didymosphaeriaceae
Exons: 2
Coding region: 1-420 (139 amino acids)
Biological process (GO): transmembrane transport; carbohydrate transport
Cellular component (GO): membrane
Molecular function (GO): carbohydrate:proton symporter activity
Source: RefSeq, a predicted model, not a curated record